AUGCAGAUGAUCACGUGUUCUCGCGUCGGUGACCUCGAGAUCAAGUUCGACCUCGACGUACCCGCCGACAUCACAGGCGCACUGCCCGCGUUCAUUUGCAUCCACGGCGGCGGCAUCAUAGCGGGCUCCCGUAACGAGCCCGGCUCGGCCAGACUGACAGACUUCAUCCGGGAAUCAACACUGUCGAAGGGCAUGAUCUUCAUGUCUGCGGACCACCGCCUCAUAUACCCGUCCACGGGAUUCGACAUCAUCGAGGACAUGAAGGCACUCAUGAAGUUCAUCAGCGACCCUUCCUUCUCCGAGAAAUACCUGACCGCCGGUAUGUCUCUCGACAGCAGCCGUAUCGGUGUAGCAGGGGUGUCCGGUGGCUGUUACGCCGCACGCGCGCUAGCGAUCUACGGCGAGCCCAAGCCCAAGGCGAUAUACCUCCUCUAUGGUAUGGGCGGCGAUUUCAUCUGCGACCAUUGGGUCGCAGAUAAGGGCGAUACGAUGUUCGGGCCCGUUCCCCUCACACCACGCGCAACGCUCGCGCACCUCCUCGACGCGCCCAGUGUGCCGCCGACGUCGGAGAGCGCGAUACAUGCCGGCCCCGACCUGUUCGCUGACGAGCAGCGUCGCAUCGGACUCUCUUCGUACUGGUUGAGGACCGGCGAGCUCCUCGACCACGUCCUCGGCGAACCCGUGUCUGCGACGCUGCGCGCGCUGCCCUACGCAGAGCGCGUCGCGGCCGUGCCGGAGCGGCUCCGCCCCGCGCUGCUGGAGACGCAAAUCGAUGCGUCGUUCCCGCCAACUUUCCUGCUGCAUGGUGAUCAGGAUGCGAUAGUGCCCCUGUCCGAGUCGCAGAAGACGUACGACCGCCUGCGCGAGCUCGGGGCGAAGGCAGAGCUGGAGAUCGUUCGAGGAGGGGAGCAUGCUCUGAUGGCGAAGGCGUGGCCCCUUGAGUUCUGCGCCGGGGCGGAUGAGGCACAUGAGAAGGGUAUGCAGUUCCUGGAGAGAGAACUAUUUGAGGAUACAACGGGCACUCCUCAGUAA
Molecule: messenger RNA, 1032 nt
Organism: Rhodofomes roseus
Lineage: Eukaryota; Fungi; Basidiomycota; Agaricomycetes; Polyporales; Fomitopsidaceae
Product: Alpha/Beta hydrolase protein
Exons: 2
Coding region: 1-1032 (343 amino acids)
Source: RefSeq, a predicted model, not a curated record